AUGUCGAACCCACUCCUUGCGGCUCUUGUUCAGGCUGCUGUGUCUGGCCCAGCCAGUGGCGCAGGCAAGGGAACCGGUCGCGGGGUUUGCUUCUCUUUUCGCAAUACCGGUAUGUGUCAGCAUGGUGACAACUGCCGGUACGAGCAUGUGCAGCAGGUGGGUAGCCAACGCCGUGAUUCGGGCUUUACCUUGACUGGCCCUGACGCUUCAAAGAAGUCGGCCUCGCAGGCUCUGCAGGUGCAACCCAACCUCCAUGACUUCUUCGGUUUCAGCAAGGGUGCCGCACCGUGUGACAACGGUGAGCAGUACGGGAAAAUCACUGUCGUUGAUCGUGACCACAUCAUCUCCCAACUCGUGGCGGUUGAGGAUGGUCAACUCACACAUCGUGUCAUGGCAGUCCCUGCUGCAGUGCAUUCUGAAGUACACGAGCUGCUGGAGUUCUUCGGGACAGGUGUCUCCAUCGGCGGACGUGCUGUGACUACUCAAGAUAUGCAACAACAGCUGAAGGCUUUUGCAGAUCACUUGCGUACCUCUGGAUGGCGACCUCGUGUCGCUGCCCCGUCCACGUCCUUGCAGUCCGAUUUGGCAAGCAAUAUCUCAGAGCUCACUGCGUUGCUCAAGAAUGGCCUCAAUACUCCUACCUCUUCGUCGGCUAAGCGUGUGCAUGAGGCAAGCCCUGGUGAUAUCAUCGCUGCAAUGGGGAAUCUGUCUCCGGAGAAUCGUGCCGCUGUCUUAGUCGCGCUGGGUGGUGGAAGUUCCGUCCCGCCUGGACCUUCACCUCCAAGGAAGGCUGCAGUGUUCGGGGGAGGGGCAAUGGAGGCCCGUCCUCAUGUGCCACCGCUCCCUACUGUGGAUGUCUCUACUCCGCUCUUCCCCGAUGCAGACAUGGAGGCUGAUGCCCCCGCAAACGCUGACCUUGCCCGGGUUGAAAACGAGCUCUUGGCGCUUGUGCGGAGUUCAAGCUCUGGCCUGCCAUCGGUCCGGGAUAAGGCUGCCUUCGAUGAGAGUGCCCCGCUAAACGUGGCUGCUUUGGACGGGAUGAUUGGACCGUGCCAGCUUGAUGCUGAUGCUUCCUCGCUUCCUGAUUUGGCCACCCUAGUAGGCUCUCAAACGGAUGAGCUGAUUGCAACAUGCCGCGAGAUCAUACCCAAAGUGGUGCGCCAGCUCAAUCUGGUGUUCAAGCCGCAAAGGUUCGAGUUCUAUCAGGGUGACUCGGACAGGCGGAUACCGGGCCUCGUCGUCAGCGACUUCUUUGGCUUAUUGGUGAUGCGCGGCGUCUGCAUCAUGGCGCUCUUCUACCACUGCGUGGACGCCUAG
This is a messenger RNA of Symbiodinium natans, 1317 nucleotides long. NCBI's taxonomy places the organism in Eukaryota, Dinophyceae, Suessiales, Symbiodiniaceae. The record is from the annotation of a GenBank genome assembly.